AUGGAACGUCCACCCCUUUCUCCAACUCGUGAUCUGGAACAGUCGCAUUCGGGAUCCGCCAACUUUCCUCAACCACGUCCAUUGAUCGGCUCGACGCAUCCCAUGCCCCCACUUCACAUGGCCCCAGCUUUUCGCCCGUUAUUGCCUUCCGGCUGGACAGAACAUCAAGCACCCAACGGAAUGUUUUAUUAUUAUAACGCGGCAACCGGACAAAGUAGUUGGGAGAGACCGGUCAUGACACCUGGUUUCGCGACUUUGCCGGUUCUUCAUCAAAGUGUUUCGCAACAGGUUCCAGCACAGCAGCAGAAGGAACAAUCGAAAGUGAAAAAGAAAAAAGAAAAGGCGAAGUCCAAGAAACCAAUUCCCGAUACAAAGUGGCAUAUUGUCACGACCACGGAGGGAAAUCAAUUUUAUUAUAAUUCAGAGACGAAACAAUCGUUAUGGAAAGUUCCUGAAGAAAUCGCGGAGGCGGUCAGGAUCAUCAAAGAACAGGAGGCCAGAGAGUCUCAAAACCAAAAAUCCCAGGACAAAACCGGUGUUAAAAGGAAAGCGGAGGAUGAUGAUGAGGCAAUGGCUGGUGAAGACGCGAAGAGGGCAAAAGGAGGUUCGGCAGUCAUGGAAAAUGAGGGAACAGAAUUGACAGAGGAUGACAUCGCCUUCCAACUUCAAUUCAUGGAAGAGCAGGAACGUCAAGAAUCUGAUGUUGAACACAGUGAAUCGCAUGAUCAUUCAACGGAGCAUGCGAUGAGUGACGAAGGCUCUCAACUGUUGAGCAAAGAGAAGGGCAAAGGCGUGGAUCUCUUGCCUGAGGAACGUGCGCUGAAAUUCAAGGUCUUAUCCGAAAAGGAUGAAUACUUGAAGUUGCUAGAAGAAGAGACGUCCUAUCGUUCACACUGGGAUUCUUUCAGAUCAAGUUUCAAGCGAGACCCUAGGUUCAAGAAUUUUGCGGACGACAAAGAGAGAGAGAAAUUGUUCCGCAAACACGUUCGGGAUUUGAAAGAUAAAGAGGCAGAGCGCAAACGAGCGCAACAAAAAAAGGCAGUGGAAGAUUUCAUGAAACUUUUGAGGGAAACGAGAGAAAUCCAAUCCGAUUCGAGUUGGCGUAAGGUUAAGAGGCUGAUUGAUGAUGAUCCGAGGUAUGAGGCGGUGCAGUCGUCUUCUCAGAGAGAAGAGCUAUUCAGGGAAUAUUGCAAAAAACUUGAGGACGAAGAUGUGGAAGAGAUGGAAAGGAAGGAACAUGCACGGAAGCAAAGAGAGCGCAAAGAGAGAGAGGAAGAAAGCCUGAGGAAUCGAGAAGCUCAAGUGAGAAACGAAAGGAGAAUUCAAAAUUUUGACAGGAAUUCGACGAAAAAGAGAAUGAUGCGUGAGGAGUCUAUUCGUGAGUUUCAAACUCUGCUGAUAGACCUGGUUCGAACUCACGAGACCACAUGGGAAUCCAAGAAAACCGAUCUAUCGCGCGAUCAUCGUUUCGGCGGUGAAGGUCUGGACGAUGUGGACAGAGAACGCCUCUUCAACGAACACAUUGAUAAUAUAUAUCGGGCCCGUCUCAAAUCAUACCAUCAACUUCUCGAACAACAUGUGAAGCUGGAUACUACCUGGCUCGAGGUAUAUCCGGUCAUCAAGGACGAUCCACGCGCAGUAAGGCUUUCCAAGGAUGAAUUUCAGUUGGAGAAUUUAUUCAACGAUUACGUGAAUAUGAGAGUAGAGCGGGUCAAACAAGAAUUUCUCGAGCUACUGAAGGAAAAUCAAUUCGUGGAGUACAGGGCACGCAUGGUUCAACUGUCCGAGAACGGAGCAAAAGAUGAGACUGGUGCAGAGAAAGAGAAGGCGCGCAAGCUCACAUUAGAGGAGAUCCAUGAUGUCCUCAAGGAUGAUACGCGAUUUUUGGUAUUGAACAUUAUGCCAGAGGUACGUGAUGAAUUAAUAACCCAAUACCUGAAUAACAUGGAAGCGCCAAAGAUGACAGUUCACCAGGGACGGGAAUAA
Acaulospora colombiana is the source of this 1986-nucleotide messenger RNA. The record is from the annotation of a GenBank genome assembly. NCBI's taxonomy places the organism in Eukaryota, Fungi, Glomeromycota, Glomeromycetes, Diversisporales, Acaulosporaceae.